Brassica oleracea var. oleracea is the source of this 1870-nucleotide messenger RNA. Its product is annotated as tetratricopeptide repeat protein 38-like. The record is from RefSeq and is a predicted model, not a curated record. Gene Ontology annotation, molecular function: protein binding. Bases 117 to 1613 code for a protein of 498 amino acids. NCBI's taxonomy places the organism in Eukaryota, Viridiplantae, Streptophyta, Magnoliopsida, Brassicales, Brassicaceae. The transcript is spliced from 15 exons.
CUAUCCACAAGUUAUGCCACCUUUCUCUGCUGAUAUUCUAAGUCAAUAAAUACCUAACGGAUCUUCUCAAGUUUCUGCAAAAUCCAGUUUUUGUUUAAUCCUGUUGAUUGAUCAAAAUGAAGGCUUCAUAUUGUGUUAGUCAGAACUUGUCCAUGUCUUUGAAAUGCAUGAAAGAAGAUGAAAGUCAGAUUCAUAAGUACAGAAAAGGAAGCAGAUAUGUUUGGUGGGGUUAUGAGGUCAACACCUCUUCAGAUGAUUGCAUCGCUGCCAUUAACUCCUAUUCUCACCAGGUUCUUGGCUAUGGAAGAGAGAAGAAGGUGAUUCUAGAAGCUCCAUUGUAUGAUAAAGAUUGUGUUUUGGGCAACGUUUUGGCUGCCCAUUGCCUUAUCUCUUCUGACGUUUCCAGAGCCAAAACCUAUGCUAAAGCUGCAGAAUCUCAUCUUGGAAAAGCUACACCGUAUGAGAAAGCAGUUUUCAAGGCUGUUAAUUACUUGAUAUCUGAUCAUAUGGACGAAGACGUGGCUUUGGAGUUACACUCUAAGUUAUUGAAAAAGUUUCCCAAAGAUUUGCUAUCUUGGAAGAGAGUAGAGAUUCUCUGUUUCUACAUGGGUCGACCUGAUCUCUCUUUGCCUCUGUUUAAGAAGAUUAUACCGGAGAAUCGAGACCAAGACUAUGUUUAUGGUAUGCUUGCCUUUCCCUUAUUGGAGCUUGGACAUUUAGCAGAAGCUGAGAAAGCGGCUAGGAAAGGAUAUGAGAUCAACAAAAACGACUCUUGGGCUCAUCAUUGCUUGUGUCAUGUUCUUCAAACUGAAUGUCGUUUCAAGGAAGCAGUAGAGUUCAUGGAAGGAUGCGCAGCUUCAUGGGAUUCUUGCUCUUCCUUAAGGUAUUCGCAUAAUUGGUGGCAUGUAGCUGUUUGUUACUUGGAAGGAGGGUCACCCCUAAGUAAGGUACAAGAAAUAUAUGAUCAUCAAAUGUGUAAAGAACUGGAGAAAGAAGAUGCUGUUGCUACAGAUGUUUAUAUGGAUGCUCUCGGUUUGUUGUUACGCUUGGACACACGCGAUAAACAAGAUGAGUUUUUAGACAGACUAAAGAUCCUAGCAAACUGCUUGACUGAUGAAGGAAUGUGGUAUCAGGAGUGGCUCUUUGAUAUUACAAUAAUUUGGGCAUUGAGCAAAGUUGGAAACACUUCACAGGCACAUGUAUUGCUCGAGGGCCUCAAGUCCCGAACAUCUAAGAUGAGCAAGAAGAAACAACAGUUGAUGCAGAAAGCCAUCCAGGUUGCUGAAGCUGUUUAUGAAUAUGGGAAAGGCAACUACAAAAAAGCUCUAGAACUGCUCGGUCCAGACUUUGACGCUGCUGACUAUAAGGUGAUUGGAGCAUCGGAUUUACAGAUGGAUGUUUUUAAUGAAAUAUGGUACAAACUGUUGUUACUCAACGGCAAAACUUCUAGUGCGAUUAAAGUACUGGAGAAGAGGAUCAGACAGAGAGAUGGUGCUCCUUUCUUGUGGCGUUUGCUGGAGAAGAGUUACGCUAUGGAAGGCAAUACAGAAGCUGUCAUAACUGCGUGUGAGAAAGCCAAGGCGUUGGAAGCUUCAUAUUUCAAGUUUGAUUGAUUGAACCAAAAGAAAAAACAGCAUCGUCCUGUCAUCCUUUUGACAUGCUUUUGCACUCUGUUACAAUAAUUUAACUCGUUAUGGUCAUAUAGGUCAAUGUAAAAAUUGACCAUAAAGUUAUGGUCAUAUAGGUCAAUGUAAAAAUUGACCUUAAACAUUCUAUGUAAAUUUGGUUCAUAAAAGACUAAUAGACGUUCACGUAAGAUUACAGGAUUCAAAUUGUCAAUAUGUAAGUUUUGUAUUACUUUUUUCAGCAA